UUUUCAUCUAUAUAAUUCUUUUUAGAAAGAAACCGCCUCUGGCGAGAGAGAGAAAGGAGGAGGAGGAGGAGAGCCGAAGCCCGAAGGAUUCGCGAAUUCCUUUUCAGGCCUACAGCUACUUCGUCAUGGAUUCAGAGGAAGCAGAGUAUGCUGCAUUUGAGGAGAAGGUUAGGAGGAAUGUUUACAUUGACAAUCUCUCACCUCAGGUCACUGAAGCUGUGCUGAGAACAGCACUCAAUCAAUUUGGGAAUGUUGAGAAAGUUCAGUUCAUUCCAAAUUACACAGAGCCGAGGAACAUACCACGUUGUGCUUUGGUGGAGAUGGAAAAUUCAAAGCAGGCCAAACAAAUUGUGUCGGAGAUGGUUAAUUUCCCAUUCAUGAUGUCUGGGAUGCCAAGGCCUGUCCGGGCUCGUGCUGCUGAAAUGGAGAUGUUUGAUGACCACCCAAGAAAGCCUGGGAGGAAGAUAAAAUUCCAUUGGUUGGACCCACAAGACCCUGAUUUUACAGUGGCAAAGGAACUUAAGCUUCUGACCAGGAAACAUGCAGCGGAAUCUUCAUUUGCCCUCAAGGUUCAACUAGCACAGGAAGAGAAGCUUGCAAACAAACAGGUGGAGACUUUGAAGGCGAAUUAUGAGAAGUACGAGCUGAUAGAGGGUGUUUUAAAUGAUGGAAGUGCAAAUCGCUUGGCACGCCAUUAUAGCAUGAAAUCAUUUUAAGACAGUUGGGUUGUUUUGAAAGGCAAGUGUACAGCAAUGGUGGUGGAAGGUUAUUGAAACUCUUUUCUAGAAGACUUGAAUGGAAGCUAUUUUCGAUCAUUGCA
Messenger RNA from Camellia sinensis, 820 nucleotides. RefSeq names its product ASI1-immunoprecipitated protein 1. NCBI's taxonomy places the organism in Eukaryota, Viridiplantae, Streptophyta, Magnoliopsida, Ericales, Theaceae. Gene Ontology annotation, molecular function: RNA binding. The record is from RefSeq and is a predicted model, not a curated record.